Seriola aureovittata is the source of this 6371-nucleotide messenger RNA. RefSeq names its product GPRIN family member 3b (gene gprin3b). Gene Ontology annotation, cellular component: plasma membrane. The coding region runs from base 1518 to 3737 and encodes 739 amino acids. NCBI's taxonomy places the organism in Eukaryota, Metazoa, Chordata, Actinopteri, Carangiformes, Carangidae. Gene Ontology annotation, biological process: neuron projection development. The transcript has 2 exons. The record is from RefSeq and is a predicted model, not a curated record.
GUGGCUCGUUGGCCACUGUUUCCAGAACAGUUUGUGUCAGUAAAUCAAGGCUUUUGGGGUUCUUAAGCAAGGCAAACAAACCAAUCAUCACAGUGUGUGCACGUCUGUGAGCUUCAGUCACUUCAAACUGAGCGAUUGCUUCCCCUCAGUUUGUUUUUUUUUUUUUAUCAUUUCUGGGGCAGAACUUCAUGAGUAAAAAACAAAGAUUAGAUAAUAGUCUGAAAUAUAAACAGAAUACUUUUUGCAGAGUAUGAUUUUUUUUUUAAUAUUAUCUCCUUUUUCAUCAUGUGAUCCCCCAGAUUUAUCUUGUAGCCCCUUGGGCAUCUCUUCACCUCCAGUUUUGGAGCCACUUAUCCACCUAUGCCAAUGCCCAUACAAAGAAAAUGCACGUUGUCUGCAGUGGUAAAGCAGAAAAUGCAUUUUACCGAUUCACUGAAACGUAUUGUGUCAUUUUAUCUGUUUUGAAAAAUAAAUGACAUUACAUUACAUUCACCACUGCAACCUUUUUGUCCACAUAAAACAUUUUUAUAGCAACCUUUUUUGAUGCUCUAAAGGGAGAAUUCAAAAUCUGUUAGUGGGUCUUCUCUGCACCUGUCAGAUGUCACAUGAAAGUCAGCUGCAUCUCUGGCAGAGUCACACACUAAGUGACACCAAGCCAAUAGCCUGCUGUAAAUGUCCUGAUUAUAAAGAUCAUUUAUUCAGCAGACCUCUUCAAACCACAGAGGAACAUCUCUUCAUAUUCAGAUUCCAGAUUCAUGUGAUAAAAGUAACUGAUCCCAUUUGGAAACAUGAUGUACCUUAAUACAGCCCUGUAAACAGACACAACACACAGGGACACAGGCUUGGGUCUGCUCAUAAAUCCAUCCCUGAAAAAAUGCCAUAGCAAAAUAAACUAUCCAUCUUCUUGGAAUAUUGGUUUUCCUCUAGUAGUCAAAGACCAGCGCUAGGAUUUAAAAGUAAUCAGUUUCAAGUGCAAGUGACCCUCCUGUAGCUGCCUGCGGCUGAUACAGCACCUCCUCCAUUCUCAUCCUCUCAGCGAUUCAUCCAUUCAUCUGGUUCACUCUGCUGCACCACGUUGCCUGUGCUGCCUGGACCAGUUCAGCCUGGGAUGGCACGCACCAUGAGAGGUCCAUUUUGUGCAAAAGGUUCACUUUUUCAAAGCAUGAGGCAGCGCUGAUAAAGAGCCGGGGGACAGCAUCCAUCGGUCGGUCAGCGAUGACUCAUUGCGCACGUUCAGUCACUCAGGGUGCUUGAAUUUUGCGCUUUGCUGUGGAGGAUCGAUACUUCCAAGACCCAUAUUGUGGUGGAAGGCGUGGCUUGGUGUCACCGACACAGGGCUGAUUUUCCAUAUUCAUUCCCAGGAUUUAGCCUCAUCUCACUGACACGGACGCGCCAACGGCACCCCACGGUACGGGACAUAAAGCGUCUCUCAAGGAACUUACACCAAAGCAACUGGUAGCAUAUUCUGUUUUCAUCUUGAUCUGGAUUACGACGAUAUUUAAAACUGUGAAUCCAACAUGGGAACUAACCCAAAAAGGACAGUGACAGUCCAGAUGGUGCCUCAGCUGGCUGUGGUGGACACGCUGGGCAAUAAGGAGUCUAAUGCCAACUGGACUAAAGAGCCCAACCUCAAACUCUCACAGGUUUGUCCAAAACCCACCCUCACAUCUCCGGACCACAAACAGGAUAACUUAUCUCUGACUGCUGCUCCCACUAAUACCAUCCCACAUACCCAAAAAACAGCUUCCAAUGGAGGUGAACCAGUUAGCAGCACCUUGUCAGACAAACCAGUUCCAGCCAAUGGAAACCAGACAAAAUCUGAGCUUGUGACAGGUGGAGACCAACAGAUGCCAGACCUGUCUCUAACAGGCCAAAGUGUGGGUGAGGCAGGAGAUGACCAGAGGGAUUCUAACGCUAAUAUGAAAAUGUUAAGCCUGCCUGAUGAAAAGGAAAUGUGUAAGGACGGCUUGUCAUCUGCUGCUACAGUGUCAAAGGUCGACAUGCGGACCAAUGACUGCAGAAUAAAAGGGCCAAGUGCAGCAGAGGAAGAGAGUGCAAAGCUGACAUCCUCAGCCAAAGCCAGUGCAGCAGAAUGCAGUAAUAAACAUGUUUCUCCAAGUAAUAAAAAUCUUAACAAUGCUUGUGAAUUAAGGCAAACAGCAUCUGCACCCCAACAGGAGAAUAAAGGGGGUAUAUCAGCUCCCCAAAACAAGGACACUGCCAUAGCACAGGAAUCUAAAGAGCCUGAUCAUACACAAAGUUCCUCACAAAGCUCCGUCAGUCUGCAGGAGACUCCCAAACCUCAAAAAAGCGUGGAAACUACAACCCAACGUAGCUCUACUACACCUCCAUCUAACAUCAAAGAAGCAGAAGCCGCAUCUAUAAAUAAGAAUCUGAGUUCAACUUUUCCAGAGAAGGAUUUACAACCAGCAAAGAAACAACAAGUCUCCUCAGAUAAACAUCAGCCAGUGUCUUCACAGAAGGACUCCUCCACUCAGCCCCAGGCCAUACGAAACAAGCCGGCAUACGGGCAGGUGAGUGAGGAAACCAGCCAGACUGACACAGCUGUCACUGAAGAGCUGCAGCAGCAGCAGCACUGCAAGCUCUACAAGGAGGCUUCGACUAUGACCUCAUCCCUGUCAUCCACCCCAGUCAAGCAGUGUCAUGAUAUGGAGGUUCAAGCCGUUGCUAACACGGCCAGUAAGGCUGUGGCCACAAGUCCGAGCUUAUUGCCCUUUGCUGUGACUCGCAGGCCGAGCGGUGGUGCAGUCCCCAGGGAGGAGGCGCAUAGCCUGGCUGUAGUCUGUCAGGUGGAUGGGGGUGUGGGUCUCCAUCAGAUAAGCAUGACUUCUCUAUCCACCUCUACUGAUCCAAGGUCAGAGAGACUCACAGUCGAGGCAGAGAUGUGCCACAACCAAAAUGCAGGCAUGGUUUUAAACUCUCUGUCCCAGCAGCAAGAUGCCAGGCUAGGGGCUAAGCCUAAAGAACCGGGGCCAGCUUUAUGCAACAUCCAGCCAGUUUAUCAAAUCAAUAUUGAACACAGCAACAACAAGGACCAAGGAGCGACAGGUAACUCCCAGCAUAAAACUGCAGCUCAGACAUCUGCAGUUAAAACAACCACUGCUGAAGCUCCCGCUUUCAAAUCAGGAACUCCCCCAGAGACAGCCGGUGCUUCCAAGUCUGGAUCUGCUGACAGUAACAAUGCUGCACUGUGUCAGGCUGCUGUUACAACCAAGGCCGAAAAGGCCCUGCCAACAACAACAGCAGCAAACACCACAUCCAAGUCAGGUCUAACUAAAAACAAAGCUCAGAGUUCAAAAGAAAAGAGCAAGGAAGCUGGAGGCAAAGCCCUGAGGAAGGAGACAAAUUCUGGCAAAAAGAAGAUAGAACCAGAGAGGAACAAAGAAGAGGGUAACCAGUCAGGGAAGCAGAAAGGAACGAGCGUCCAUGAUGUCGUCUGGGAUGAACAAGGGAUGACUUGGGAGGUUUACGGGGCUUCUGUGGACCCAGAAUCCCUUGGUUUUGCCAUUCAGAGCCACCUGCAGUGUAAAAUCAAGGAGCAAGAGAGGAAACUGAUGGUCCAGACCUCCUUCCGAAAGUCGAUCUCUGGUGUCGACUCGCCGGGACAGGGCAGGAAGAACAAAAGGAGGCAGCAGAACAUUUUCAGGUCAAUGCUGCAAAAUGUCAGACGGCCCAACUGCUGCGUGCGUCCCCCUCCCUCCUCCGUCCUCGAGUAGCACAGCACAGAGGUGGCCAAUGUCAGACUCCUCCCUUUUUUCCUAGAGGUCAAAAUGUUUGUCCUCUCCUCGUCAUGACUGCAUUGCCAAGUGAAACAUUAGUGGGGUGACGAUCCCUGUAAGUAAGUAAGUAUACUGGAAUGUUGUAGCAUAAAGAGGAAAACUACUUGUGAUGUUUGUGAUCAAAGAAGGUAGGAAAUAGAAAAUAUAAAAAUGAACAACUCAAGAGUUAUUUUCUAGAAAUAGAUAUUAUUAAAAAAAAAAGAGAGAAGACUUCUAACAGUUUUUAAAUAACAAAGGCAAUAAUAGUGAAACGCAUGUAUAUUAGUUGCAAUGGCAGUUGUAUGACCUAAAAUGAAGUCCAGACCUUCACAGUACAUGGCACUGAUCAUGGGAUAGACAUAUUACUUACUGUCAGAAUAUUUGUGCAAAUAUAUUAAACCAACAUCUUAUUACAUUCGGUGCAUUUGGUAUCUGUAUUUGAGAUGUUUUAGGGCCCUAUAUUUAUAAGAUUGCUGUAUUUUUUUCUUUCAUGCACAUUUAUUUUCAGUGAGUGAAUAUGUUGUGCAAAAAAAAAAAAAAAAAAAAGGGACCGUAUGCAUACAUGCACUGUUUAAUCUCUGUUCUUCUUUGGUUUUCUAUUAAAAUAACAAAAAAAACAAACUAAGUUGAGCUUUACACAGUCUUCAUUUCUGGUGCACUGACAGACUUUAAGCAUCACUUUUUUUUUUUGGUCAUUUUAAGAAUAUUUCAUGUGUUAUUACAAAGUUUAUUUCUAGACAAAAAGGUUGAUGGCCCAGGGGCUGUAGAGAAAUUAAAGGCAAGGAAAAGAAAUUCAAUCCUUAUAUCAGAAAGACAGAUGAAACGCAUCAGUAACUCAAGGAGAGAUACUGUCUGUGGAUGUGUCUAAGCCGAGUGCACCAGGAUGUGAGAGCAGCAGGCAACAUCAGGGCUGUCCACAGGAGAUGUAAGGGAGUGACAGACUGCUGCUGAGAGUAAAGGUACAGUAGGUUGUAGACGGUGCUGGAUAAAUUAGUUUCAAGCUUAAUGAGGCGGUUUCUGAACCCUAACGAGGGUGAAAAGUUUGUUCAGAGGCCUUGACUUGCUCCUAACUAGUUCUUUUUGUUUGACAGACAGAUGAACAACCGUGCAUUUGAUGUUUUCAGGUGAGCCUUGUCAGUAAUGCUUAGUUUUACAUGAAUCCAAUGGUCAGCAUUGCUUAGUUUUGUGUGAACGUAAGAUCUACAGUAACAGGGUUGUGUCAGCCAGACAGAGAGAGAGAGAGAAAAAUAAUCAAUGCAUUUCUGUGAGUUUUAUAGGCCAGUGAAGGACAGGAGAGACCCAGUCUUGUGGAUAUUUCCAAGAACAAGAUGUACAGUUUUGGGCGUUGUUUUGUUGUGGUGUUAAUCUGAAUUAAAGAUAAGAUUUUGAACAAGUCAUUUGCAGUAAGUGCAGAGUCAUAGAAGAGAAGGAUGGAUAUUGGUUAUUUGCAGUUUAGGGCCUGAAAAUGGGCAGUUCUAGUUUUAUCUGCAUCCAACGUACAAUUGUCAAUCUGUCUGUUUAUUAUAUUGUCUGUGAGAUUUCAGCUACACACAGCGGUGAGGUAUCAUUGAUAGGAUUUAUUGUUAUAUAAAGGUGUGCACCAUGUGGAUAAGAGACCAGAAUAAGAGAGUGCCAGAACUACAUCUCAUUUAAGCAUUUUGAAGAAGGUAGAGAGAAAACAGGAGAGCAUCUGGACCUGAGGGACACUAAACAGACCCUGUCACAUGCAGCCAUGAUAGCAGCUAAUAUUCAAAAAUACUCGUGAGUGUGAGAGCAAUGUUGGGGAUACCAUGACUUUCUAAAGAUGCCAUCUGUCCUGACCUUUGCAUUAUUCUGUAUUUUUUACAAACUUAAAAGUCCUACACACUCACACAAGUGUUUUCAAUUACUGCUGUUGAUUAUGCUGCAUUCACGUACCAUCACAGUUAUUGUAAUUAUGAGAUUCCAAUAUGUCAUUUUUUUAUGUUGUUCAUUUUUCAAGCAAAACUGACAAAUGUUUUCUGGUUCCAGCUCUCCAGAUAUGAAGCUUUGAUGCUUGUUUUGCAUCAUGGUUGAAUAAAAUAAGCAUUUUAAGGGCACAGACCAUGCAAGUGGAGAACAUUAACCCUGACUCCAGAGGGUUAAUAUACUGUAAUAAUAAAAAUGAUAACAAAGCCAACAAGACACUGAGGGAAAUGUCAGUGAAGCACAGUUUGUACACAGCCUGGCUGGGAAAACUAUACAUUAGUUUUCUGUAACUGUUCUCUGUCAUUUCAUGCCUCUGACUGGAUUAAAACAAUUAGAGAUGCCAUGAUUAGCCAACUGAUCAAUUAUUUAAUCAAGAGAAAAGUAAUUGGCAGAAGAUCAAUGAAUGUUCAGGCAAAUAUACCAAACAGUCAAUGGUUCCAGCUUCUGACAUAUGAGGAUAUGUUGUCUUUCCUUGUGUUUCAUUACAUAGCAAAUAUUUUUGGACUUUGAACUAUUGUUUGGACAAAACAAGACUAAUGACUUAAAAUCAUGAUGGGUACUUUUUACUGUUAUCUGAUGCCGUAUAGACCAAUGAUUAAUUGAUAAAAAAAUAACCAUUAGCUGCUGCAGCUCUAUAGGCGCCAU